AUGGCCACGUACGCCGCCUCGAAAGCGUACAUGACCAGCUUCUCGAUUGCGCUGCGCGACGAGCUGCGACCGUUCGGGGUGGAGGUGCAAACCGUCCGUCCCUCGUUCGUGCACACCAACAUGACCGACUUCCUGGUCACGGGCAAGGAGAAAUGGAGCAAAAAUAUGAUGGUCCGGGUGGACAACUUUAUGGCGUACGCUGGCUGCACGAUCGGCAAGGUCGACAUGACCAGCGGUCACUGGUCACACGGGCUGCAGCUGGCCGGCCUCAGCCUGGUGCCGGAGGUUGUGCGCGUCUACAUGUUUGGGCUGAUCAACAAGAAGCUGCGCGAACAAUUUCAUGUAAAAAAUAACAACAAAAAGCGUUAG
This is a messenger RNA of Anopheles coluzzii, 369 nucleotides long. RefSeq lists its product as uncharacterized. The transcript has a single exon. Lineage: Eukaryota; Metazoa; Arthropoda; Insecta; Diptera; Culicidae. Gene Ontology annotation, cellular component: endoplasmic reticulum. Gene Ontology annotation, molecular function: oxidoreductase activity. Bases 1 to 369 code for a protein of 122 amino acids. The record is from RefSeq and is a predicted model, not a curated record.